Penicillium riverlandense is the source of this 642-nucleotide messenger RNA. RefSeq lists its product as uncharacterized. Gene Ontology annotation, biological process: amino acid transmembrane transport. Lineage: Eukaryota; Fungi; Ascomycota; Eurotiomycetes; Eurotiales; Aspergillaceae. The transcript has 4 exons. Bases 1 to 642 code for a protein of 213 amino acids. Gene Ontology annotation, molecular function: amino acid transmembrane transporter activity. Gene Ontology annotation, cellular component: membrane. The record is from RefSeq and is a predicted model, not a curated record.
AUGGAGGCCGCCACACACUCUCCAGGGGUGGAUGAACGCAAAGACAUCCCAAAGGCAAUGAACGGCCUCGAUCAAAGCCUGCAUGAAAUGCACGGCACCGAGGAGGCCUUGACCUCCGAGCUCAUCUCCGCUGGUUCGGAGCACCUCCAACGGCAACUAGGUGGAAAGGAAAUCCAGCUGUUGGCGGUGGGCGGCGCUAUUGGAACGUUCCGGUACUUCGGAACUGCUGAAUUUUACCUGGCCAUAUUCAAGGUCUUCCUCAUGAUGGGACUCAUUUGCUACACUUUUGUCACCAUGGUUGGUGGCAAUCCGGAGCACUGGGCCUAUGGGUUUACCUAUUGGAAAAACCCCGGCGCAUUUGUCGAGUACCUCGCUCCUGGAAACACCGGACGCUUUCUCGGAUUUGUUUCUUGCGUCAUUCAGGGCUCCUUCACUAUGGUCGGUCCCGAGUUCAUCUCCAUGACAGCUGGCGAGGCAGAGAACCCUCGUAAAUUGAUGCAUCGGGCUUUCUCCUCUUUUGUCUGGCGUCUCCUCCUUUUCUUCCUUGGCGGCGCUCUCUGCGUCGGGAUUGUCAUUCCUUACAAUGACGUGCUUUUGCUCAAAUAUAUCAAUGGAACCGAGGGCGGCACUGGAGCUGCGUAA